UCUAAUUAAGUUACUAAUCUAAACUUAUAAUGGAAGGAAGCUUAUUGAAGACAUCCAUAUCAACUGAUGCAGCCACUCUGCUUCCAGCUGAACCAACUUUGGAUGAUGCCGGAUCUCAGGAAGCCCUUGAUCUAAUGUUGAAAGCAAGAGAAAAGUUUGCAGAAGGAAUUGCUUUGCUUAACGAAGAAGAUUGGAUCAGCAACAAGGACGAAGAAAAAGCCAAAUUCUGGGUAAGGAAACCUGAUGAGGACGGAUUUGGCUCAAUCAGAAGAGAAGCUAUCUUCAAUAAAUCUGCAGCUGAUGUAGAUGAAUGGUUUAGCAAACAGGCAAAUCUAGUUGAUAGUAGCGAUAUUUUAGAAUCAAGCGAAAUUAUUUCGGAACUCAACUCUGAUUCUUUGCUGGUGAGAAGACAAAUGAAGGGAAAUGAUACUUAUGAACCUAGAGAUCUUGCUGUAUUCUGUAACAGAAUUGCACUCACUGAUGGAUCUAUUGGCCACGUAAUUUUCUCAGUAACUCACGACUCCAUCCCAGAAACCGACUGCGUUAGAGCAGAAACUAAGGUUCACCUCGGAAUCCUUCAGCCAAUUUCCGACACAAGCUGUGUACUUGUGAGUGCUGCCAAGAUCGACCCUAAGGCAACUAUUCCUCCAGAAGUCGGACUGAAGAUGCUCGACAAGCAAUAUGAAGACUUUGUCAAGAUGAUGGCCGCCGUCGAGGCUUAGAGCGAAGGAAAGAUUUUAGAACUUUACUCAUAACCUUUGUUCUUU
This is a messenger RNA of Moneuplotes crassus, 767 nucleotides long. Lineage: Eukaryota; Ciliophora; Spirotrichea; Euplotida; Euplotidae. The record is from the annotation of a GenBank genome assembly.